AUGGGCAUCGAUAAAUUUUGUUCUGUGUCUUUUGUGUCGAUUCAGACACUAAAUUGCCCGAUCCAGCUCGGCAUCGCGCCGCUGAUCGCUGUCACGUACUCCGCCUCCCGCCUCCUCCACCUGCACCUCCGGCACCGCGGUCUAGCUUGGCACAACGCACCGCCGCUACCGCGUACGUACUCCGCCUCCACCACCUCCACCUCCGGCGUCGCAGUCCGCCUCGGCACGGCGCGCCGGUGGUCGCACGAGGCGCUCGCCAGCACGCUGCUGUUCUACUAUGCGCACGGCGUCGUGCACGCACCCAACCCCAAGGACCUCCUCCUUGCCAUCCCCAAGCUGGAGGCCACCGUGUGGAGAUGGUCACAUGUGCGGUGCUUGUCGUCCACAAGCUCCUCGGAACACAAUGACCACUUCGUGUGCAUUUCCAACCCGGUGUACGAGCGACGCGGCCAGAUGCCCACGACCACCAGUGGGGACACCCAGUCGUUCGAGAUGCCGAGCAAGUCGCUGUCACCAUUUGGGAUUACGGAGGAAGACGAAGAGGAGGAGUUCUCGCCGCCGUUGUCAGCGAUGAGGAAGCUCCCGCCAUUAGGCGUCGUGGCAUGUCCCCCACCGGCGCUGAGCUUCGUUGAUGACAGGUCGUCGCUGAAGGUGACCGACACGAAUCAGGCCUCCUCCUCCUCGUCCAAUCUCACAGUUCACUUCUUCUCUUCGUGUUCAUCGAAGUAAGAGAUUCAGAUAUCACUCAUUCACUGGUAUGGUGUAGUGUGAGUGAUGUGCUUGUUACCUAGAGCUUGAUUUGAUUAAUUAUUUUGCUCUCUUGGCUUAAUCAUAUUGUGCACCGAUUUUCUCAGUACUCCGAUUUUCUCAAUACUGCUAGUGUUUGGAUAUUUCAUCUUGUUGAAUAUGCUAGCUAGAAUUGGGUUGCCAGAGAAGGGAGGCGAUGGAGGAGCCAA
Molecule: messenger RNA, 956 nt
Organism: Phragmites australis (common reed)
Lineage: Eukaryota; Viridiplantae; Streptophyta; Magnoliopsida; Poales; Poaceae
Exons: 1
Coding region: 1-729 (242 amino acids)
Source: RefSeq, a predicted model, not a curated record